Molecule: messenger RNA, 1758 nt
Organism: Hirsutella rhossiliensis
Lineage: Eukaryota; Fungi; Ascomycota; Sordariomycetes; Hypocreales; Ophiocordycipitaceae
Product: multicopper oxidase domain-containing protein
Exons: 4
Coding region: 1-1758 (585 amino acids)
Molecular function (GO): oxidoreductase activity; copper ion binding
Source: RefSeq, a predicted model, not a curated record
AUGGUGGUCGGAGUCAGCUCGUUUGAGCCGCGGAGCGUCGAGAGCCGUCUGCCGCAGCACAGGACCAAUGGCAAAUCUCUGCUCGGCACGCUCCUGGCGCCUAUGCUGCCCCUCUUCCUCAAGGACAACCCGUUGCCCAACGGCAAGCCGUGGAGCGUCAUGAACCUCGACACCAACUACUACAGAGACUUCCCCCACACGGGCGUCAUCCGCAGCUACGACUUCACCAUCAGCCACGGCGUCAUCGCCCCGGACGGCUUCCAGCGCGACGCCCUCCUGGUCAACGGGGCCUUCCCCGGCCCCCUGAUCGAGGCCAACUGGGGAGACACGAUCCAGGUGACGGUGCAUAACAACAUCACCGACAUGCGCGAGGGCGUGGCGCUCCACUGGCACGGCUUCCUCCAGCACGGGAAGCCGUGGGAGGACGGCGUGCCGGCCGUGACGCAGUGCCCGAUCCCGCCGGGCAAGUCGUUUACCUACUCGUUCGAGGCGGAGCUGUACGGCACCUCGUGGUACCACUCGCACUACUCGUCGCAGUUCUCGGGCGGGCUCCUCGGGCCCAUGGUCAUCUACGGCCCACGCGAGCGGCCCUACGACAUCGACGUCGGGCCCGUCAUGCUCUCGGACUGGUACCACCGCAGCUACUACGACCUGGUCAAGGAGACGAUGAAGCCCAACGGGCAGCCCUUCACCUCCAACAACACACUCAUUAACGGCAAGAACAACUUCAACUGCUCGCUGCUGGCGCCCGGCGACAAGACGCCGUGCGUGAGCAACGCGGGCAUCUCCAAGUUCCGCUUCCGGCGCGGCAAGACGCACCGCCUGCGGCUGGUCAACACGGGCGCCGAGGCGCUGCAGCGCUUCUCCAUCGACGGGCACACCAUGACGGUGAUUGCAAACGACUUUGUGACGGUAGAGCCCUACGAGACGUCGGUGGUGACGCUGGGCAUUGGCCAGCGCACCGACGUGCUGGUCAAGGCUAACGGCACCCUCGACGCCUACUGGAUGCGCACAAACGUCUCGGAGCCGUGCAGCCUGUCGGCGCAGCCGCACGGCCUGGCCGCCAUCUACUACGACGACGCCGACGAGACCCAGGCGCCGUGCUCGGAGCCGUGGAACGUGCCGGACCCGGGCACCUGCGCAAACGACGACCUGCGCCUGACGCGCCCGGCCAUGAAGCUGCGGCUGCCCAAGCCGGACAAGACGUACGAGUUCGAGGUCAACCUGAUCAAGAACGGGAGCGGCGUCAACCUGUGGUCCUUUGGCGGCGUCGAGUUCAGGGGCAACUAUAACAGCCCGACGCUGCUGCUGUCCAACCUCGGCAACUUCUCCUUUGAGCGCGAGUGGAACGUCAAGAACACCAAGAAUGCGCGCAGCGUCCGCGUCUAUGUCAAGAACAACACGCCAGUGGCGCACCCGAUGCAUCUUCACGGCUUCAACAUGUACGUCUUGCACGAGGGAGACGGCGAGUGGGACGGCACUAUUGUCAACCCGGACAACCCGCAGCGGCGGGACGUGGUGCAGCUGCGCAAGAACGGACACCUGGUGAUGCAAUUUGACGCGGGAGAGAAUCCAGGCGUCUGGCCCUUCCACUGCCACAUCGCCUGGCACUCGUCCGCCGGCUUCCUGAUGCAGUUCGUCACGGGCGAGGACCGCGUCCGGCGCAUGCGCCCCCCCAACGUCGUUGCCGAGACGUGCCGCCAGUGGGCCAAGUGGACAAACACAAACAUCCCCGACCAGAUUGACAGCGGCCUGUAA